This is a messenger RNA of Sipha flava (yellow sugarcane aphid), 2209 nucleotides long. RefSeq names its product wee1-like protein kinase. Lineage: Eukaryota; Metazoa; Arthropoda; Insecta; Hemiptera; Aphididae. The record is from RefSeq and is a predicted model, not a curated record. Gene Ontology annotation, biological process: protein phosphorylation. Gene Ontology annotation, molecular function: ATP binding; protein kinase activity. The transcript has a single exon. The coding region runs from base 376 to 1941 and encodes 521 amino acids.
UCAAUAUAAUAUAAUAAAAUACUUUUGCUCCGACCGUCGACGUGCGAUGCAACGAAAGUUAGCGCGUAACGAAAUUCAAAAUCUUUUUGCUCGCACGAUGAUAAUAAAUUUAUCCUUUUUCAAAUUCCCGUACGCAGUGUUUACGCGCUAUCGGUGUGCGGUAACACUGCGCGCGCGCGCGCGCGCCGUUUUCCCUCGCAACUGUUACUGCGAUUGUGCGAUGGCAGUGACAACCGACAAUAGUCCGUUGGGACGGUUAUUGUUUUUUCUGUCGGUUUGUGUCGGGUUUUUUUUAUUCCAUUUUCAAACAUUCAUUGUUCUUUUUAUUUUUCGUUCGAAAACCGCGUGUAAUAUUUUUCUACAAGCGUCUAUCUGAUGGACACUGACGGUGAUGGUAAGAUGGAAAGCGACGAUGAGUCAUUUGUUGUUCAGGAUAUGAGAAGACUCAGCUUUGAUGGUGAAAAAAGUACUCCGGUGAAGGUAGUCACUACCUGCGCGUCUCCGGAUGGCAAUCAGUUGUUCUCGCCUUUGCUUGGAGUCAACUCUUCUACGCCAUUCCUCAAACCUCCUGUCAUACGCAAGGUGCGUCCUAGGAUUCUGUCUCCAAUGAGCGAUGCCAGUAGCUCUGAAUCUAUUCGCUCCAACAAGUUACGCAUGUCAGUCAAUCCAUUCACACCAGCUGGCAUCGCAAUAUUAAAAAAUAAACAUAGAAAGAAAUUGUCUUCAGGGCAAAAUGAUAUUUUCACUGAUAGUAUGAAUCCCAGUCUUAAUUUAACUCCACCCGACAAUAUGUUUUCAACUCCAAUUGAUCAGUCCAUUAAAGAUCUUAUAAACGAAGGAGAAGUGACUAAUGUCAGUAUAUAUGAGUUGCAAACCUCCCGUUUCAACGAAGAAUUCAGAAUGGAUAGUUUUAUUGCUACUGGUACUUUUGGGGAGGUAUUCAAGUGUACAAAUCUACUAGAUGGAAUGACAUACGCCAUUAAAAAAACCAAGAAAACAAUAUACAAUAGUAAAGAGCAUUUCAUUCGUAAAGAAGUAUAUGCACAUUCAGUGAUUGGACGACAUCCAAAUAUUGUGUCAUAUUUCACAGCAUGGCAUGAGAAGGGUCACAUUUAUAUUCAAACAGAAUUUUGUAAUGGUGGAACUCUAGAACAUAUGAUCCAUGAAUCUGAUCACAUAUUCUGUGAUAGUGCUCUAAGACGACUAUUGUGUCAUGUGUGUAAAGGUCUUGCUCACAUUCAUUCAAAAAAGCUUGCUCAUUUGGACAUAAAAGCAGCGAAUAUAUUAGUGUGUCUUACAGAUGGUACAUCAUUGUUUGCUGAAGAUAUAGAUGAUGAUGAAAUAGUUGACAAAGACAUUGUGUAUAAGAUCGGUGAUUUUGGACAUACAGUAUGUAUUGAAGAUGUUCGAACUAUUGAAGAUGGAGACUGUCGAUAUUUACCUAAAGAAUUAUUACGUGAUGAUUAUUCUCAGUUACAGAAAGCUGAUGUAUUUUCCACUGCCCUAACUGUAUAUGAGGCGGCAACUAAAAAACAUUUACCUAAAAAUGGACCUGAAUGGCAUCGCUUAAGGGAUGGUGAAUUUUCACUGCCAAAAACUCCUGUUGUUAGUACAGGACUAGAAAAAAUGCUGAAAAAAAUGGUCGAUUUAAUACCUGCCAAUAGGCCUAAUACUUCUACAAUUGUCAAUAUGUUGCUUGAUAGAGGAAUGGCUGCUGUAAAACAACAACAGAAUGAAUUUGAAGUAUGGAAAUUAAGUUCUAAUUUUCUUACACCAUGCUAUUCUGUUGAAACACAAACACCAAUAAGAAUAACUACUGGACUUAGAAGAUAUGAAAACUCAAAACUCAACCAACGUACUUAUAAAGACCGAAUUAAAAGAUUAGUUGGAAGAAACAUGAACAAAUCACGUAGUGCUCAUACUUUCUCAACUAAGUCAUAAUGUUAUUAAUUUAAUUUACAAUUAAUAUUAAUUACAGUUCUUUAUUUCUCACUUCAAUAGAAGAAAUUUUUUGAGAAUCAUUAGCAUAUAUUAAAAAAUAUUUAAUUAUUAGUUGUUCCCUUUGAUUUUUUUUAUGAUUAUUUUUUAUUUAGUUUCAUAUCAUUGUUGAUUAUUAAUCCAUUGUGAUAAUGUAUGAAAAUUAUUUUCAAAUAUAAUAAGUACCUAACUAAUGUAAUUAAAAAAAUGAGUAUAUUAAGUCCAAAAAUUA